AUGGUGGAGCAAGGUGUCGAUUCUAGUCUGGAGGUGCACGAUUCUUCUACAAAUUCUUCUCGGGAUGGCGAAUGGAAAGUUCUUGAGCCACAGGCACUCGUCGUAUACGCCGUCGUACGCGCGUUUCGCAACCGCCUCAUGGACGCCCAGCAACGCUGCAACAGAUUCUGCGCCGCGCAUCGAUCUGCGAGCAAGUCUCCGCUUAUCGACCUUUGGUGGUCCACGCUGCAGCGGUGCUGCGGUAUCUUCUCGCGCACGACCAAGUACCGCACGUGGCAGGCGCAGGAGCGCUUCAACCUCCGCAACGAAUCUAACGCGCUCAACAUCAAGACGGCGGUGGCAGCAUACACGACGACCCUCGAGCCAAUCUGUCUCGACCAGAUGCGCAUUGUGCUCUCUGGCGAGCCCGGCCUUCCGCUCCUGCAUUGUCUAAAUGCGUUGGACAUUGCUACGGGGGACGGCUCGGUGGUGCCCGCGUCAUUCCUCAAGCGCAACGCGCGCGCGAUCAUGUCGCGCAUGUUGCUGUAUGCUCUGCGGCAGAUGCUCACUGUCGAGCGUGGCGCGCGGGCGGACUUUAAGCCUGGCUGGGAAGCUACUGUUCAGGCGCUCUUCAACUCCUACAACGCGGUCCUGUCGGGCAUAUCCGUCCCAUACGAUGACCUCGCACUACGGACCGCGUUCCUCAUCUCGAUGGAGGCAAAGGAUACCGCGAAUUGCUACACCGCGUUGCGCUACCUCUCCGCUGCGGUCGACGUGGACUCGGCGGCGCCUUGCACCUACUCCACUGUCUCCCACGUGCUGUCAGCAGCUGAACAGUGGAUCGAGAACCAAGACCUCAAUGCGCGCAGCACGACGCUCCCCCAGAUCAACAUGACCGCCUUCUUCAUCGUCGUCCACUGCAUGCUGCGCGUGGUCGAAGAGAAGACGGACGUGCCCAUGCCCCAACGAUCGCGGUUCGAGCGCCUCUGCGCUCGGGCUCGUGCGGCGCUUUGUGCCCUUCCACUGUUCCUGCCGGAUCCCGACACCCUUGCGCGCGACGCCACCCUCUGCGACCAGUUUUCGUUUGGGCUGCAGCUCCUCCUCGCACCGCUCACGCGGCUCUCACGCGCGAUGGACGCCCCCCACGGGGCCGACACCGCCCCGCACCUAGUCGAUACGCCGUCGCCGAUCCACGAGGACGUGGUCGCCGGGGAUUGGACUGAGAACCCUUCGAAGCCCGCCGGGCGGGUCGCAGAGCACGCGUACUAUCUUCCGGGAUCAAAUUCAUCCGUUGAUAGCCCCUACCAAGCGGACGUCAAGCCGCAUUCGUGUAGAACACGCAAACAGAAGUACGAGUUCCAUAGGGUGGGCACUUAG
This is a messenger RNA of Trametes versicolor FP-101664 SS1, 1356 nucleotides long. RefSeq lists its product as uncharacterized. The record is from RefSeq and is a predicted model, not a curated record. The transcript has 6 exons. NCBI's taxonomy places the organism in Eukaryota, Fungi, Basidiomycota, Agaricomycetes, Polyporales, Polyporaceae. Bases 1 to 1356 code for a protein of 451 amino acids.